AUGUAUACCCAAUACAAGCUAUUGGAUUUGGUGGAGGGGAAGGAGAAGAUGCCGGAUGCCGCGGAGCUGAAUGGAGCGUGGAUGAAGCGAUCGUUCAACGCGUACAUGCUCAUGUCAUGGUCUGCCCUAGCGAUCAACCUCAACUCCCAACAACCCCAAUGGAGCGUGGAUUACAUUCGCGCGCGCAUCCUAGAGGAGGACCUGCGGCGGCGGAGUGUGGAGCGCUCGGAGGAGGGGGCUGGCUAUGGAGUUGGAGGUGGAAAGAGUGGCUUCAAGAAGAAGUGGCAGGGCAAGAACAAGGAUAACCCUAAGGAGGAUGGUGGCGGGGUUCAAGGGGAGGUGUGCUUCUACUGCAAGAAGCGCGGACAUCGUUGGCGGAAGUGCUACCAACGACCCAAGGAUUGGACCCCGCCUUCAUCAAGCAACCAGCGUGGUGGCACGAAGAGUGGGGGAGUCAUGGGAGCUAGUGGAGAGGAGAAGGAUGAGGAGAAAGGCGGCAAAUCUGAGGAGCGGAAGGCCGGGUUCUUCUUCUUCGUGAACGAAGGCGCAACCGACCACGCUAUGGCUGCCAAGAUCCCGGUCCUCCCUUGGCGGAAAUCGGGCAAGGCGGCUACAGCGGCAUCUAUGGAGGAGAGCGUUACCGAGGAGGAGCACCAAGAGCUGACCAGUGACCACAGUGGCGGUGGUGAGCAGCAAGUUUCUGGUCCUGCUGGAGAGGAGGGGUUGGAGGAUGAGUCGGCACGUGUGGACUCACCAUCUCAGCCCGAGCCAGCUGCAAACGCCAAGGUCACCAAGAGGAGUGUGCAGAGAGGAGCUUCACCACAUGGGCAGCAGAAUGUAACCCGUGAGAAGAGAGUGGCAGCAGCACCCUCAAGGCUGAAUUUGUCGUUUUGUCGUCUCCUCUUUGUCGUUUCCUCGCCCCCUCCAUUCCGUUGA
Molecule: messenger RNA, 936 nt
Organism: Closterium sp. NIES-65
Lineage: Eukaryota; Viridiplantae; Streptophyta; Zygnematophyceae; Desmidiales; Closteriaceae
Source: the annotation of a GenBank genome assembly